AUGCCGCGUGGAAGAAACCGCCGAUCAGCCGCUGAUGCGGUUGCACGACCACUCGCCCUGGCGCUCGCUCUCGUCUCUACCCUGCCUCGCGCCGCGCACUCGCAGGAUCUGGCGCUGCCACCACUCCCGCCACCUGGUCGGAGGCCGACGACAUGCGACAACGUCCCGGAGCCCUUCGGCAUAAGGCCUAGAGGCGCGUCGUCUCUGCCUGGCGGCUUCUGGGUGAUAUGCGGGCCAAACAGGGAGGCCAUGCUGUCCAUCGGCGAGCAAGAGUACAGAAUCGAUUCCGUGUCGGUGCCGGACAGCUACGUGGUCAUCUUCGCGGAGCCCAUCACACAGGUGUGUUACGACGGCAAGGGCAAGCCGACGCCCGGGGCAAAGAGUUUGGACGGGACGGCGUUAACUUGGAGCUUGGAAGGGACGCCGUUCACUUUCUCCCAGAGAAACAAGCUGGUCAACUUCGGCUGCAACCGCACGCUCAUGGCUAACUUCCUCAACCUGCCCGGUGAUCCCAGCCCGCUAUACACCAGCUGCACCACCACGUGCACCACCUCCAACAUCAGCGGCUCUUGCCAGGGGGAAGCCUGCUGCGAGGCCUCCAUGGACCAGAUGAACGGCGCCAAGAUGUUCAGCCUAUUGUUCGAAAGGACCACGGCGAACGGCACCGACGACGGCGAGGAGGACGGAACCUGCAGCGCGGCGUUCUUCCUGGACAAAGACGAGGCAGUCUUCAAUUUCAGUGGCGACGAGGUACGGCCGCUAAAAAAGGCCUUGUCGCCGCAACGUGAGCGCAGGAUGAUUUUGGAUUGGGCGUUUGGGAGCACCACCUGCGACCAAGCUCAGAGCUACACAUUCGAGCCACUGUGCAAGUACGGGUACGGCACCUGCGUCGACGCGCCCAGCGGAGCGGGCUAUCUCUGCAAAUGCCCUGACGGGUACGACGGAAAUCCGUACGUCAGUGACGGAUGCCAAGACAUCAACGAAUGCCGGAACUCCAAUAGUAACAACUGCACCUAUCAGAACCUCUGCAACAAUACUUUGGGAGGCUAUACCUGUUCUUGCCCCGAGAACAAUAUUGGUGACGGUUACAGGACAGGAACAGGCUGCAACACCGCUCUUGUGACACCUGGUACCGGCGUGUGUAAUCACACAGAAAAGAACCCUUGCACAUACAUUAAGCACUGCUUUGAUUCGGAAGGAGUUGUUUUUUGCGACUGCCCUGAAGGGAUGAGUGGUGAUGGCCAGAAAAAGGGUAGUGGCUGCUAUUUUGGCUCUCAAAAGCACUUUCCUCUAGACACAGUUUUGGGUGUAGGUCUUGCACUUAUGGUUACAGUGACCACCGCUGUGUCGUUCUACUGCUGGGCGAUAAAGAAAAGAGAGCUAGGAAGAAACAGAGCAGAAUUGUUCAGGAAGAAUGGUGGCUUACUACUGCAGCAGAGAUUUUCAACAAUCACGUCUCAAGGAGAGGACCAAUCAGCAAAGAUAUUUAGUGCAGAAGAGCUAAAGGCUGCUACUGACAACUACAGCGAGAGUCGAAUCCUUGGCCGAGGUGGACAUGGCACAGUGUAUAAGGGCAUUCUUGCAGAUCAAACUAUAGUCGCCAUAAAGAAGUCCAAGGUGUUCGAUGAGUGCCAAGUGGAGCAAUUUGUCAAUGAGAUUGCCAUCUUGUCACAGAUUGAUCACCCAAAUGUUGUCAAGCUUUUGGGAUGCUGUCUAGAGACACAGGUACCAUUGUUGGUUUAUGAGUUCAUACCUAAUGGAACACUCUUCCAGCACAUCCACAACAGAAAUGCACCUCGCCCUCUAACAUGGGAAGACUGCUUAAGGAUAGCUGCAGAAACUGCAGAUGCACUUGCCUAUCUGCACUCCACAUCUUCUGCACCAAUCAUACACAGAGACAUCAAAUCAAGCAACAUUCUGCUGGAUGAGAACUUCGUGGCUAAAAUAGCAGACUUUGGUGCAUCAAGAUCAGUCCCAUUUGAUCAAACUCAUAUAACUACUCUUAUUCAGGGGACUAUUGGGUACCUUGAUCCUGAAUAUUUCCAAACCAGUCAGCUAACUGAGAAGAGUGACGUUUACAGUUUCGGAGUUGUUCUUGCAGAACUAUUGACCAGGCAGAAACCUAUUUCUGCAGCAAGGCCGGAAGAAUCAUGUAACUUGGCUAUGCAUCUGGUGGUUCUAUUUAAUGAACGGCGCUUACUUCAGGAGAUAGAGCCGCACAUUUUGGCCGAAGCAGGCGAAGACCAAUGUUAUGCCGUUGCAGAGCUUUCAGUACGGUGCUUAAACGUGAAGGGAGAAGAACGGCCUGCCAUGGUGGUGGUGGCUUCAGUUUUACAUGGUCUAAGAAGGUCAUUCACCAUAGACCAGACUGCCACAAGAAAAGAUGAAUGGGCAGGGGGAAAUAGUGAACAGGAAGAGAAACAUCUACGUGAGCCCAGACCAAUUCCCAGUUUGCAGUCAUCAGAAGUAAGCACACAAUGCAGCAUGGAGGCUGAAAUGUUGUCUUCUUCUCAUAUGCCAAGAUGA
This is a messenger RNA of Miscanthus lutarioriparius, 2526 nucleotides long. Lineage: Eukaryota; Viridiplantae; Streptophyta; Magnoliopsida; Poales; Poaceae. The record is from the annotation of a GenBank genome assembly.